Actinia tenebrosa (Australian red waratah sea anemone) is the source of this 537-nucleotide messenger RNA. RefSeq lists its product as uncharacterized. NCBI's taxonomy places the organism in Eukaryota, Metazoa, Cnidaria, Anthozoa, Actiniaria, Actiniidae. The record is from RefSeq and is a predicted model, not a curated record.
UCAUUGCAGCAAAAGUAUGACAAACUGGAAAAAGAGUUUCACGCCCUGAAACAACAGGUAGAACUAAAUCAGAUGGCUUUGACCAACACAUCAACAAAGGAUUGCUGCCUUCAAGCAACUAAAGAUAUCAUCAACCUCAAAAACAAGGUAGAACUAAAUCAGAUGGCUUUGACCAACACAUCGUCAAAGGAUUGUUGUCUUCAAGCAACUAAAGAUAUCAUCAACCUCAAAAACAAGCUGAAUAUAACGACAUUUGAAAUGGGAUCAACGGACCAGACUUUGUACAAUACCAUAAUGCAUAUCAACACCUCUCUUACCGAUCAGAUUUUAAACGUCAGUAAGCAAGAAGGGCCAAUUGGUCCUCCAGGGUCGCAAGGUCCACCGGGAUCACAGGGAUCACAGGGACCCCCAGGAAUUCAGGCACCUGUAACGAGUGGUGGAGCUAACUUUAGCUUAUGUCAGUUUAAGAUUGCGACAAGUACACCGGUCACAGCCAACAGCCUGGCAGAAACUGAUCUCAUAUGGAUGGAACCUAGU